AUGACAGCAGAAGAAAACGAGCUGCGGGCGGACGAUUUGCUACAUUUUUCAAACAACUCGCUGGACCUUCGAAAAGGGUUCCAGACGGAGGGAAACGAGCGCGCAACCACGGGCAACACACCUGUCGUUGGAACGCCGCAAACCCCGUUCAAGGGCCAGUCUGGACAUUCUCACAGCUCAUCGUACAAGGCUGCGACUCCCGGUGCGAUGGGCGAGCUCCUUGCUAUGCUCGAGGACAACUCGAUGCUUAACCAGUUCUCAUCCAUGUCGUCUGGCACCGCUUCCCAGAACCAACUCAACAGUCACUCGUAUUCGCAUUCCAACACGGAGUCCAAUAUCAGCUCUAACGAGCUCUCGCCGCAGCAGAUUUUGUCCGAGGGCAUUCCGAUGCCCGUGGCGUCUUCUUCUGAGUUUCAAGAGCCGUCAGCCGUUUCUGUCGACAAAAGCCUGCCAUCAUCAAACCAGCCGUGCAUCGACCCUAACCUUUUAAGCAACGCAAAUAUCUACAUGGAAAUGGGACUUACAGAUCAGGAUAACAGAGAAACCUCCGAACUUUCGUUCGGUCGUCGCCCUAGCGAACUCGCCACCAACGCAAUACCGGUAUUUUCGCAGGGUUCACGAGGCUCCAUCUCACACGCAGUCGAUUUUUGGGAUUUCCCGUCACAACGCAGCCAAAGUGCUCAUGAAUCAGCCUCAGAUCGAAUACCACAACCUCAACUCGCCGCACCCCAGGCACAUCGAAAAGCAAACUUGACAUCGCAGGGCCUAGGACUUCUUGCACGCUCACCACCGGGCAUGGACAUUCGAGAACGAUCGACUCUUUCGCUGAACGAAGGCACCUCCCCUUUCAAAAUAGACAACGACCUCACCCAGUUGCUGAACGAAUAUAACAUGAGCUACUCACAUCAAAGACCUACAAGGAUACGCACCGCGUCUUUUAACGCCGUUAACAAUCCCAGAAAGGGAUCAUAUUCAGACCCGCGACGCGUUCAAAAACAACGCGCCUCCAUGUCCCUGGUGGACGGUAACAAUCAAGACCUGAUUUCCAAACUUUACGAUGAAAUGUCCAAUUCACGGUCCAAGGUGGCCAAUCGGUCGUGGGAAAGUGCGAUAAUCUCGGACGAUGACGACGAAGAUGACGAAGUAGACGCAGUUGUAAACAACCCAAUUUCAGACGAUCCGCCCCACCAGUUUGUGCACCCCAACGUGCUCAACAGCACUGAUUUUAGUAAUACCCACAAUAAUUUGAAGAGUACAAGUUUCGACAUCGGCAGGUCCGCUGCAAGAAACUCCAAUUUUUCUGCGAAUUCCUCACUUUCACCUCCCCUGCAUUCUACUAUUUCAUCCUCGUCUAAUGGCAAACGCAAGCAUCCACCUAUGACAAAAACUCGUGGCAGUAAAUCCACGUCACCUCUCGAAGAGGAAGAAAAACCAUUCAGAUGUCAAGAAUGUCCGAAAGCAUUUCGUCGCAGUGAACAUCUAAAACGCCAUAUCAGAUCGGUGCACUCUUCCGAACGACCAUUCCAUUGUUCUUUCUGUGAUAAAAAGUUCAGUCGCAGUGAUAAUCUCUCUCAACAUCUAAAAACGCACAAGAAACAUGGUGACUUCUGA
Lachancea mirantina is the source of this 1611-nucleotide messenger RNA. The record is from the annotation of a GenBank genome assembly. Lineage: Eukaryota; Fungi; Ascomycota; Saccharomycetes; Saccharomycetales; Saccharomycetaceae.